This is a messenger RNA of Chanos chanos (milkfish), 1268 nucleotides long. RefSeq names its product complement component 1, q subcomponent, B chain (gene c1qb). The record is from RefSeq and is a predicted model, not a curated record. Lineage: Eukaryota; Metazoa; Chordata; Actinopteri; Gonorynchiformes; Chanidae. The coding region runs from base 90 to 875 and encodes 261 amino acids. The transcript has 3 exons. Gene Ontology annotation, molecular function: protein binding.
UUGUGCAACUUCUGCAUCGUACAUCUGAGAAAAAAAAAUCUGAGAUCUCUUUCUGAAAGACGAAAAAAGCCUUUGGUGGCCAUUCUCUGAUGAAAAGCAAUACUGUUUCAAACCGGAGUCAGACGAGAUUUUCACAUACUAUGGCUUGUGUCCACUGGUCGGUGAGUACGGUGCUAUGUGUGUGUAUCCUCCUGUGGAAAGGAACUCUCUCUGCCGCUGACACCUGCAGUGCCUACAGGGGUUACCCUGGUGUGCCAGGAAUUCCUGGAGCACAUGGAGCCAAUGGGAAGGAUGGACCAAAGGGACAAAAAGGAGAUCCAGGAGACGGUGCACAAGAUCUGAGGGGCCAAAAGGGUGACCGUGGAUACCCUGGAAACCCUGGAAGACCAGGUCUAAAGGGAGACCCUGGAAUACAGGGCCCACAGGGGUCACAGGGUAAAAAAGGGGAGAAAGGAAGCCUUACAGCUGGCACCCAAAGAUCCUUCUUCUCCUACAAGAUACCUCACACCAGGGCACUGCCACUUGCAUCUGAACCUCUAAAUUUUGUGGGGCCAUUCCUGAUGGAUAUGCAGCCUGGGCAGGGUGGGGAAUCCCUGACCAAUGGAAAGUUCGUAUGCAAAAUAAAGGGCCUGUACUUCUUUACCUUCCAUGUUUCUGCUCGCAGUUUUGUUUGCCUCAACAUCAAGAAGAAAAUGGAAAAAGUGGUUGGUUUCUGUGAUUACUCGGACGGUUUUAUGCUGACCUCAGGGUCUGUGGUGUUGAGCCUGCAGGAUAACGAUGAGGUGUCUGUGCAGCCUACCGAGAUGAACUCAGUAAUCAGUAGACAAGGAGCUGACAGUACUUUUACAGGCUUCCUGCUCUACCCUAUGAAGUGAUCAUUAACACAGCACUCAGCAUAAGCAAUGGCUUCUUUCCAAAAGGCUAGACCUCAAAAAUCCGCAUAAAAAACAAGGAAAAAAAAACAUUUAUAAUGAGGGUAAUGUCUCUGAUAAAUGUUUUAUAAUUUGAGUCUUGUGACAUGGCAUUUUGAACUUGUAAUAUGGGCUCUGUUCCUCUCAUUUUUGUAAUUGCACACAUAAAACCAUAUGCAAAAUUAAACACUGCUGUCACAAAACUGCUGUUUAUGGGUUAGAUGUUUUAUGUCACAAUUUUGACAUGACAUAUCCUCAGAUUUCUCAUCACUGAAUAUGAUUUAGUGCAUGCAUUUCUAAUUAAUAAUGAAUAAGCAAAAGAUGACUUUCCUGAUUAAAAGCAUUUGCACAGUUUGA